CAAUUCAUAGAGGCGCUCGUGCAGGGGAUUUCUUGUCUCGCGCUCCGGCAGAUGUUGUAGGAGUGUGCUAAGACAAUGGAGAUAAAAAAGGGAUUUCUUUCUGGCUUAAUCAUUGCAUCAUGUUUCCUCAUAAGCACCGCACAACAAACAGGAUGCCAGGAUGAAAAAUUGGCAUUUGACAUGGUGUUCCUCGUGGAUAGUUCCAGCAGCAUCAGCACUCGAGACUUCAAGGAGAUAACAGCGUUCAUGCGGACGUUUGUGAGCGGUUUGGAAAUUGACUCUAAGAAGGUGCAGGUUGGCAUCGUUCAGUUUAACACUGAUCCCCACAAAGAAGUCCUGCUGGGCGACUAUGCCAACAAAGCAGAUUUGGUACAGAAGAUCGAUAAGCUUCCCUACCGAACCGGAGGCACAUAUAUGGGAAAAGCCAUGACCUCUCUUAAAGAAAACUAUUUCACAAGCGCUGGUGGUAGUCGGGUGGAUCAGAACGUGCCUCAGAUUGUUGUGGUGGUCACAGAUGGAGACUCAGCUGAUGAUAUAAAAGAACCUGUUGAAGAUUUACAAGCAAAGGGUAUUAUCAUCUUUGCCAUUGGUGUUGGUGAAACCAAUGCGACGGGGUUAAAGGCCAUUGCCAACACCCCACCUGAGCGUUUUGUGAAGAAUAUUGACAGCUACCAAGCACUGCAAACAGUGAUCACUGAAAUGAUGGAGACGGUGUGCACCUUAAUGAGAGAUCAAGGCAGAGCCAUUGCCCCAAAGUUUGCAGAUGUGUUUGUCCUGGUGGACAGUUCAGCCCAGAGCGAGAAACAAAAGAUAAGAGAUCUUCUCACCCAGUUGGCUCUCAAGCUCAAAGUGGGCGAUGGAUCAAAUAAAAUUGCACUGGCUCAGUUUGGUGAAAAUGUCACCACAGAGUUUUUAUUCAACGACUACAAGGACACAGAAAAAGCCAUUGAGCUCAUAAGGCGAUUCGAACCUAAGCCCAAUGGAGAGCGGAAAUUGGGAAAAGCCAUGGAUUACUUUCGCAAUCACUUUCUUAACCCAAUGAUUGGCAGCAGAAUUUAUGAAGGCUACAAGCAAAACCUACUAGUGAUCAAAAUAGGGGAGUCUGCCGACUCUGUGCUCAGGGCCACGCAAAUCUUGAAGAGCGAAGAUGUGACCGUUAUUGAUAUAAGUUUGACAGAUGUUUUACCUUCCCCCACAGCUGAUUUAGCUUUCCCUUCAGUAUUUCUUCACAGUGUCGAAGGGGAUACCUCGGAUUCUGCCUCGGACCUCACAAAAACAAUUAAACAGGAGAAGGUUAUCAAUGUUACAGGAGACUGCAUAUCAGCCCAAGUGGCAGAUAUUGUGUUUAUUGUGGACGAAUCAGGUAGUAUCGGAACAAAUAACUUCAACCUGAUAAGACAUUUCUUGCAUCACAUCGUAAGUGGUCUGGAUGUGAAACCUGACAGUGUGAGGGUAGGACUGGUGCUUUACAAUGACAAAUCCAGUGGUGCAUUUUACUUGAACUCUUUUGUGAGCAAGAAGGCCCUUUUGGAUUAUAUUAAUAUCAUACCAUACAGAGGUGGAGGAACCAACACUGGUGAAGCCCUGAGGUUUGCUAAAGAAAACGUUUUCAUUCCUAGAAAGGGCAGCAGAAAAGCUCUUGGUGUCAAACAGAUCGCCAUCGUGAUUACCGAUGGAAAAUCACAAGAUAAUGUCACCAACCCUGCAGCUGAGCUGAAGCGCUGGGGAGCCACUGUUUAUGCCAUCGGGGUGAAAGAUGCCAAUUUCAAGGAGCUGACGGAAAUCGCAUCUUAUCCCGACAGCCAGUUUGUGUUCCAUGUGGAAAGUUUUCAUAAUCUUACGUCACUCGAGAAGAAUCUUAGAAAAGGCGUUUGUAAGACCGUCGUCGAUAUAAGGUUUGACAAGGACAGGAAACGCAUCCUUAAACAAGCUUGUGUGAAUACAGAAGAAGCUGACAUCUAUUUUCUGCUUGACAAUUCCGAGGGCACUCGUGCCGACUUUGAAGACGUUAAGAAGUCCAUUCUGUACCUUCUGCAAUUGUUCAACAUUGGACCAAAUCACGUCCGUGUGGGUGUUGUGAAAGCUGACAGCACACCAACACUAGAGUUCAGUCUGGAGGACCACAAAGACAAAGAGUCCUUAAUAAGGGAUGUGAAUACAAUGGUUCAGCCCAGAGGAGGCACAGGGACAGGCAAAGCACUAACAUAUAUGGCUGAACUUUUUAAGAAGGCGAAAAAGUCUCGCCAAGUUGACGUGCAAAAAAUUCUCAUUGUCAUUACUGAUAAGAAAUCUCAAGAUACUGUGAGUGAUCCAGUAGCUGAACUGAUGAGUCUAGGUGUUUCAGUCUAUGCUGUCGGAGUAAAGGAUGCUAAUCUGGCUCAGCUCAUGGAAAUGGCAGAUGACUCAAGGAGGUUUUUUGUCCCUAACUAUGACGCCCUGAAUACUAUCAAGACUGAAGUUCUUACAGAAAUUUGCUCACAGGAGGCCUGCAGGAACAAGGUGGCAGAUGUCAUGUUUUUAAUUGAUGGCUCUUCGAGCAUUCAUGAGAACGACUUCAAAUUAAUGAAGACAUUUAUGAACAAAUUGGUCAAUGGGUCUGUUAUUGGACAAGAUGAUGUGCAUUUUGGUGUGGUCCAGUUCAGCGAUAACCCAAGCAAGGAAUUUCAACUGGACGAUAUCUUUGACGGUGCUAAACUGCACAAAAAGAUCGAUGACAUCAGACAAAUAGAAGGGAGAACUUACACGGGCAAAGCGCUCUUGUUCGUUUCAGAGUUUUUUGAUGUGAAUUUGGGUGGCCGGUCAAACAUUCCACAGUUUCUUAUAGUUAUCACAGACGGGGAGGCCCAUGAUGCAAAGGAUAUCGCUACCAAUGCCAAAGCCAUCAGAGGCAAGGGUGUGACCGUAUACUCCAUCGGCGUGGGCAACAGGAUUAACACUACGCAGCUACUGGAGAUCAGUGGAUCCCAAGAUAAAGUGUAUGUGAAAAAAGAUUUUGAGGCACUUCAGUCCAUAGACAAAGACCUACAAUUCAAGAUCUGCACCACAGACACAGAUGUUUGUGAGAAAAAACCGUUAGCUGAUGUAAUCUUCCUGGUGCAGUAUACCAGCCAGAUUCGUAUCCAAGACUUUGAAAGCAUCAAAAACUUUUUAACUUCUGUGGUGAACAGUACACAGAUUGGAGAUAACCUAAUUCGCAUUGGCAUUAUUGUCUUCUCAGACACUCCAUAUAUAUCCACUUUAAACCGGUACAACAAUAAACGUCAGGUACUUGAAGACAUAAAACAGUUGAAGUCACCACCUGGAAAUGCAAACACAGCAAAGGCCCUCGAGUAUGCACUCCCUUACUUCGAUGAAGCAAGUGGUGGGCGCCAGAAACGGGGCAUCCCUCAAAUGCUGUUCUUGAUCACGGACUGUGCGGCUAAAGACAAAGAUAAUUUAGAUGCACAAGCUAAACAAUUCACAAACAAGCAGAUUCACAUGUAUGGAAUUGGAAUAGCCAAAGCACAAAGGAGUGAGCUGGAGAUUAUAACCAAUAACAAAAACAAAGUCUUCCAGGUUGAUAAAUAUAAUGCCCUUCAAAGCCUGCAAAGUAACAUAUCCAAGGUGCUGUGCGACAUAACUAAACCAGAAUGUGUUAAUGAAGUUGCCGACCUGGUGUUUCUAAUCGAUGGAUCUGAAAGUAUCAAAAAGGAUCAAUGGAAAAUUAUGAUUUCUUUCUUGAUCAACAUCGUGGACAAGCUCAGGGUCUCAAAUACCCUUUUUAAAAUUGGCGUAGCCCAGUUCAGCAAAGAGUAUCGAAAAGAGUUCUACUUGAAUGAGCACAACAAUACAGAAGGGGUGAAAUCAGCCAUCCAAAAGAUCGAGCAGAUACGCGGAGGGACACUAAUUGGAAAUGCGCUCCAUAAUGUAAGAGAAUUCUUUGAAGAAAGGAAAGGCAGUCGCAUAGUCAAAGGCGUACCACAAAACCUUGUGCUCAUUACUGAUGGUGAUUCAGAUGAUAAUGUUGAACCACCUGCUGAUGCUCUGCGGGCCAUGGGGAUUAAUCUUUUUGCGAUUGGAAUAGGGGACGUCUCAUUGCCAGAGCUCAGUUAUAUUGCCGGCUCAGAAGACGAUUCAAGAUUAUUCAUGGUGAACGAUUUUAACGAACUUAAUUUGAGGAACAAAUUAGAAACAUUUGUUGAUGCCAUUUGCAAGCCUCAAGAUGAACCAGCAAAGUGCACUGUUGACAUCGCCUUUGGUUUCGAUAACUCCCGGACCAGUUCAAGUUUUCCAUCAAUUUUUAGUAACCAGCUGAAGCUGCAGUCUUUUCUGCCUCAGAUUGUCAAAGACAUGUCAGUCGUGAACAACCUAUGCUGUAGCAACAAAUCAGUCACGAACAACAUACAACUUCGAUUGGUCAGUGCUGAUGGACAGGAGCUUAAUGAUUAUUCAUUUGAAGGGUACAAGGCGGAUGUGAUGGAAAAAGUGAUGGCACUACGGAGUACAAAAGCACUGAAGUUCAACACCAUGCUACUGGGUCACUUUCAGGAAAAGUUUUUAAAAUCUAAUGCUGAAAUCAAGGUGCUGGUCAUCUUUACAGACGGGUUGGAUGAGCCUGUUGAGAAUCUUCUUACUGCCACUAAGAACCUCAGAAAGAGCGGUGUCCAUGCCCUACUGACUGUGGCAUUAGAUGGCAUGAACAACGCUGCUGAUCUGCAGAGGUUGGAGUUUGGACGAGGGUUUGGCUACAAGCAGCUUCUCUCUGUCGGCAUGCAAAAUGUGGCCAAUGUCAUGCAGACAGAGAUCGAUACGAUUGUUUCCAGGGUCUGCUGUAAUGUGCUGUGUAAGUGCACUGGUACGCCGGGAGUUCAUGGACCUCCGGGUUAUCGAGGGGAUAAGGGGUUACCUGGACAGAGAGGAGUUCCUGGAUUCCCUGGAGAUGAAGGAGAAGUUGGUCCGAGAGGGUUACCUGGUUUAAAUGGGACACAAGGCCAUCGGGGAUGCCAUGGAAAAAGAGGCAGUAAAGGUGUCAGAGGCAGCAGAGGUGAAAAAGGAGAUGCAGGAGAAGAUGGUCUAAAUGGAGUAGAUGGUGAACAGGGUCUUACUGGAGUAGCAGGAAGCCCAGGAGAGCUAGGAGAUCCAGGCAACCCAGGUCCACGCGGUAUUGGUGGGGACCCUGGAAACUCAGGAGAACGAGGUUUAAGAGGAGAUCCGGGAGAUUCAGGAAUAGACAACAAUAAACGUGGUCCUAAGGGGGACAGUGGCUUCCCAGGCAUACAGGGUGAUCCAGGUGAAGAUGGUCAAGCUGGUCUUGAUGGUGAAAAUGGCAGACCGGGUUCUAAUGGCAGAAGAGGCUCACCUGGUCAACCGGGUCCCAGAGGUCCUCCAGGAGAGCCAGGACUGCAGGGGCUUCCUGGUGCUUCAGGUCCCUCGGGUGCUUCUGGACCACCAGGUUCUGUUGGGCAGAAGGGUUUUCCUGGACUGCCUGGACCUCAGGGACCUCCUGGUUCUCAAGGAAGGCCUGGAUCUAAGGGAAGUUUAGGGUCCAGGGGACAAAAGGGCCAGCCAGGUGACCUUGGAGAUAAAGGAGCUCGUGGGCCUGCAGGACCCAGAGGACUGCCGGGAAAGGAUGGUGCAGAUGGUUAUGGAUUCCCAGGAACCAAAGGACAAAAGGGGGAUAAUGGUUUCCCAGGUUAUCCUGGACCUUGGGGUGAACGGGGGGAUUCAGGCAAAGAUGGAGGUCCUGGACGUAAAGGCAAUGUGGGAAGAGGGGGCAAUGCUGGAGAUACAGGACCGUCUGGUGACCCUGGUAAUCAGGGGGUGCCCGGACACAGGGGCCUGAAGGGACCACGUGGAGAAAGACAACUGUCUGACUGUCAGCUGAUCUCAUAUGUUCGGGACAACUGUUUGUGCUGUAAAGAUAACCUAAAAUGUCCUGCCUACCCCACUGACCUUGUGAUCGGCUUAGACAUGUCUGAAGACGUGACCCCUCAAGGCUUCAAACAAAUGCUUUCUGCCGUCCUCGCCCUGCUGGACAACAUCAACAUCGCCGAAAGCAACUGCCCAACGGGAGCGCGGGUGUCUGUGGUCUCUUACAGCUCUCAUACCAGAUACCUGAUCCGUUUCACAGACUAUCACCGCAAGAACCAGCUUAUUCAUGCCAUCAAUAACAUCGCUCAUGAACGCACUUCAAAUCGUCGUAAUCUCGGCGCUUCCAUGAGGUUUGUCGGCAGGAACGUCUUUAAGCGAGUACGAAAGGCAACCCUGAUGAGAAAGGUUGCCAUCUUCUUCUCCAGCGGGGAAUCACAGGACUCUACAUCCCUCACCACAGCCAUUCUAGAGUACAAAGCUCUGAACAUUAAGCUUGGGGUUGUCGGGCUAAGAAAUCUCCCUUCUAUUAGAAGUGCCAUUGAGGCCGAUGAAAGCAAAAGUUUUAUCUUCAGUGUACUUGCCAGAAAUGCAGAGCCGAAAGCUUCCCUCAGUAAGAUCCAGAAUUGCGUUAUCUGCUUUGAUCCCUGUAGUCCAACUAGGGAAUGUGAGGGCACCAACCUCCUGCCUACUACUCAAGAAGUAGACCUUGACCUGGCAGUACUUGUCGAUGGUUCCCGUAGCAUCCUGGCUGAUCAGUACGAAGGAGUUAAGGAGGUUCUUGGCAAUGUUCUUGACCAGAUUGUCGUGAGCAGUCAACCCAGCAAGGCAGACAGACAGGCGAGAGUGGCCGUCUACCAACAGAGCUCCACCUACAGCGAAGCCCAGGCUGGUGUAAAGGUCAUAUUCAGCUUCCAACAGUUUCAGGAUCGCAGUCUAAUGAAGAGAAGCAUCAACCAGGAAUUAACGCAAACUGGAGGGUCAUCAAGGUUGGGUCACGCAGUGGAGUACGCUAUAAAGCAGGGCGUCCUUUCAGCUCCCAAGGGUCGCAAAAACAAAAUGGUUCUGGUCAUUGUUGGAGAGGAGACAUCAUAUCAAGACAGAGAAAAGCUGGACACUAUCUCCAUGUUGGCAAAGUGUAAGGGUGUGGUAGUCUUCACUCUGACAGUGGGUGAUCACUUUAACAAUACUCAGGUGGAGGAGCUUGCCAGCUAUCCCUUGGAGCAGCACUUAAUUCACCUGGGUCACUUGAAACAUGGAGAGCAGGAUUACACUCAGCGCUUUAUCAGGACUUUCUUUCACAUUCUGAGCAAGAAUGUAAACUCCUAUCCUCCCCCAUCAUUGAAGAGCCAGUGUAAUAAUUUUCAGGAAGAUUUAGGUCAACGUUUUGAAGCUGCAGAGAGGCCUGUACACAGGGUUCCGAUCCCAGUCACUCCUACCACGAAGAAGGAACAGGAGGUGGAGCAGACUGAAGCCCCUCAGACUUCAGGCCGUGGAGACUCGCUUGGACCUGCUGACCCUUCAGGCAGUCAGUGUCACCAGAACAGCGACCGCGGUGUCAUCUGUGGUGAAUAUGUGCAACAGUGGUUCUAUGAUCCCGCAGUCGGUGCAUGUUUAUUGUUCUGGUAUGGAGGUUGUGGCGGGAACAGUAACCGUUUUGGUUCAGAAAGGGAAUGUCUGCAAACCUGUGGCAAACACAAGUUGGAGGUGCAGAAAAAAGAAGAAGCAACAUUAUCUGAUGAUCCAUGCUUCAUGAAACAAGAUAUUGGACCCUGCAGUAAUUAUGUUUUAAGAUGGUACUACGACAUCCAGCAGAAUGAAUGUGCCUACUUCUGGUUUGGAGGAUGUGAAGGAAACGGAAACAGGUUUAACACGAAGAAGCAGUGUGAAAAACUUUGUGUAAGGCCAAUUUAAACUAGGAUUGCUUUCUAAAUGACACUUCAGUAGACAUUUAGCAAGUCCUUGUACUUUCUCAGAACCAUGUUAUUUUUUUAAAUGGAUUGGGAUUGUCCAUACAUUAAGCACAAUUUCAUAAUGGAACUUUUGCAUCAUUUUUAACAUUAGUUUGUUGCAGUGUCUAAUUUUUGUGCCACUCUGCAGCAAGAAAUGUUUUUCAUCAACUUACAAAUUACUUUAAAGUUGUCCCUGUGCAUUAUGCUGGGAUAUGAUAAAUAUUUAAGCGUACAGAACUGCAUAUACUAUACUGUACUGUAAUCUAUUUUUUUUAAAGGGCACUAAAAGUGGUCUAGAACCAUAUGGUGCUAUGGUGAUAUACAUUAUCACCACUUAUGGUUCUUAUAGGUGCUAUGUAGCACUACAAAUGAUUUCCCUAUAAUAACGAGCUGUUAGUGCUGUUUAGCACCACAUUUUUAGAGUGUACAGAAGUGAACCAUCAUCUGAUUUUGUGAAGGUAAAAUAUUACUGUAAAAUGAACGGUUUUUUUUGGUGAAGAAUUGUGACAUGGCACUAAUGAAGUGCAUUUAAAUUUGAUACUGACUAAAACACAUGGAGUUUUUUUAACUGUGUACAUAAAAUUUAAUAGAACCCAUGGCUGCUUUUAAAGUGUAUGCAUGAAAUAGUAUGCAUACAUGUAUAUUGUGUGUAUUGUGAAUAAUGCAAUACAAAUAAAAUUGGAUUCACUGUGUUGUUCCAAA
Messenger RNA from Paramisgurnus dabryanus, 8501 nucleotides. RefSeq names its product collagen, type VI, alpha 4a (gene col6a4a). Gene Ontology annotation, molecular function: serine-type endopeptidase inhibitor activity. Lineage: Eukaryota; Metazoa; Chordata; Actinopteri; Cypriniformes; Cobitidae. The record is from RefSeq and is a predicted model, not a curated record.